This is a messenger RNA of Ciona intestinalis (vase tunicate), 1293 nucleotides long. The record is from RefSeq and is a predicted model, not a curated record. NCBI's taxonomy places the organism in Eukaryota, Metazoa, Chordata, Ascidiacea, Phlebobranchia, Cionidae.
AUUACUUUAAGUUACACUCUUUGGUGUAUUUAUCUGAACAGUGUAACUUAAAAGUAAUACAGUAAGAGUGUAACUGAAAACUUUACGUUUUAGACCGCUUGGACACUGAGGAAAAAAAUUAAAUUUCUUUACCAAAGGAGUGGGAUCAAAUAUGUAUGUUCAGGUCUUUCUACUGCUGGUUGCGGUCACAGUGAUAUUACCGUUUAAUGUGACAGCAAAUGAAACGGACGAGCUUGGGUGUCCCGUUUCUCCGAUGACGUCACGCACCCAAGAAAAAAAUAAUCGACUUGAUGACGUCAGUGUAACUUGUGGGUUGGACCAAGUUAGUAUCAGUAUUCCAGCAUGUGGCCUUACUAAAGCCGGUGUAUCACCCAACCACCUCUACGUAUCCCCUGAAGACCAGGACCCCACUUCAGUUGCUGAUGAAUGCAAAUCAACUGUGGUUCAAUCCCCAAAUGGUGGAUAUGUUUCACAGAUUAACAUGGACAACGCCUACAACUGUGGAGCUGUAUCUGCUAUAUCUCCAAGAUUUAUCAGAACCACUUACAACUUGCAAGCAAACUUAAAGUCAGGAUGUGGCGUCCUUACGGCCUCAUUCCAGUGUGUAUUUGAUCGCUCAUCGCAAAGGAAUGGAAACAGAAACAUUGCCCCGACCCAAAAAAACAUAAAACUAUUUCUAAAACCCUCAAGGGAAAAUAAGAAGUAUAAAGUAAGCACUAGCUUUUACACUGACGGAACAUUUCAAACUAAAUUGCAAAAUCCCACUGUGAACAAUGGUGAUCCAAUUUAUGCUGAAGCCAGACUGGAUAGUACAAACACUGACCUAACUCUAAAGGGGAAUACGUGUUAUGCAUCAGCUUGUAAGGAUGGUGGUAAAUGUCCAGAGCAGUACCUCUUCUUAAACCAAGGAUGUCCAGUUGAUGGUGUGAGCUACAAUGCAACUAACACUCGUGGUCGCUUUGGCAUAAAAAGUUUUGAAUUUUUAUAUGGUAGAAACGGACUUACUUAUUUGCAUUGUGAAUGGACUGUUUGCAACAAGAAAUAUCACCCAUGCAAAUCAUCUGAGUGUGAAACGAAAAGAGAAAAGCGCGAAGUACAGACUGUGGAUCAACCUGGUUGUGAAAUGCUUGUCACAUUUAAACCAAUUCGUGUUAUACCAACAUGUGAUAAGCCUGAUACAUGUGGACAGCUAUGUAAUGUAGUUGGGGACAAUGUUGUUUGUUCUUGCAACGAGGGAUACAAGCUUGACGAUGAUGGAAAAUCUUGUGUGCAGUUAUAAUGAGCGUAAACUGA